This is a messenger RNA of Paramecium octaurelia, 786 nucleotides long. The record is from the annotation of a GenBank genome assembly. Lineage: Eukaryota; Ciliophora; Oligohymenophorea; Peniculida; Parameciidae.
AAAAAAUGUCUUACGACACUGCACUCACAGUUUUUUCUCCAGAUGGAUAGCUAUUUCAAGUCGAAUAUGCAAUGGAAGCAGUGAAAAGGGGAUUGUGUUGUGUUGGAGUAAGAGGAAAGGAUGUCAUAGUUCUGGGUGUAGAGAAAAAGGCAACAUCAAAACUCUAAAAUGUUAAAACAAUUAAGAAGGUGUAUUAGUUGGGUAGCAAUUUAUUCAAAUGAUAGACAACAACUUAUGUAUGACAUUUUCUGGGUUAAAUGCUGAUGCAAGAAUAUUGGCAAAUCAAACUAGAUUAUAAUGCCAAUAGUACAAAAUUUAUUACGAGGAUGAUCCUUCAGUUGAUUACAUUGCUAAAUUUACAAGCUAAUAAUAAUAGAAAUUCACCUAAAGAGGUGGAGCAAGACCUUAUGGUAUUUCAACAUUAAUUGCCGGAUUUGAUAAUCAAAAUAAGCCAAAGUUAUUUUAGACGGAUCCUUCUGGAGCUUGUUCAGAAUGGAAGGCUACCUCUCUGGGAAAGAGUGCGAAAUAAGUGAAGGAUUUCUUAGAGAAGCACUGGAGGGAAGGAUUGCAUGAGAAGGAUGCUCUUCUACUGACAACUAAAGUAUCGGAAUAUGGUAUAUGUCAAGGCUUUGAUGGAUGUAGUUGAAAGUGGAAAUAAAAACAUUGAGUUGUGUGUGAUUAGGAGGAACACAUGCUGGUUUUUGAGUGAAACAGAAGUGGAGGAGUUGACAAAAAUAACAGCAUAGAUCUAAUGAUUAUAAUAUACAUUAAAUAAUUAAACAAAUG